UUGACCACGUAAUAGUCACGUAAAUCUACGUACGCAGCUAGUAUUGUUUAUGUGGACAAAGACCUCUUCAAAUCAACUUUAUAUUCAGCCAAGAGAUACCCUCCUUAUAGCGUGAGGCGUCUUCUACAUCUUCUACAUGUUAAUAGUCGAUAGAGUUUUCUGCUUGUGAAUUAGAUUUUAUUAUUCUGAUAAGAGACCACCAUGUCAGGAUCAGUGUCAUUACAGAGUACAGUGGAUACUGGGCAUGAUGACAUGAUUCAUGAUGCCCAGUUGGACUACUAUGGGAGGAAGUUAGCCACCUGUUCCUCCGAUCGUACUGUUAGGAUAUUCGAGAUAGUUAAUAACACCCAAAACUUGGUCGCCACUCUAGUGGGCCAUGAAGGUCCAGUGUGGCAAGUGGCAUGGGCACAUCCUAAGUUUGGGAAUAUAGUGGCCUCCUGCUCAUAUGAUAGAAAGGUUAUUAUCUGGAAGGAGACUAAUGGCAGUUGGGGAAAACUGUACGAGUUCUGUGAGCACAAGUCGUCAGUAAAUAGCAUCCAAUGGGGUCCCCACGAGUACGGCCUGGUUCUGGCAUGCGCCUCAUCCGACGAAUCAUUCUCUAUUAUAUCAACAUCAGGUGACGGUAACUGGAAGUAUCAACAGCAUGAGAAUGCUCACACGCUUGGUUGCAAUGCCAUCAGCUGGGCACCUGCACUCAACCCUGGCUCUCUAGUGGAGGGUGGUUCUAAAGGGUCUAGUGCCGUGAAAAGGCUGGUCACUGGAGGCGGAGACAACCUGGUCAGAGUGUGGAGGGAGGAGAACGAGGCGUGGGUUAGUGAGAAACUGGAGGCUCACACUGACUGGGUGAGGGACGUGGCCUGGUGUCCCAGUGUAGGGCUGCCUCGUAGUAGAGUGGCCAGUUGCUCACAGGACUGUAAGGUUAUCAUCUGGACCAAAGAUGAGAAUUCAGGAGAUUCAUGGGCUUCAGCCGUGUUAAACACAUUCAAUGAUGUAGUGUGGCAUGCCAGCUGGUCCAUCACCGGAGACAUCCUCGCCAUCUCGGGCGGAGACAACAAGGUGACCCUGUGGAAGGAGACGCCUGAGGGUCAGUGGGUGUGUGUGAGCGAGGUAGACAAAGGACAGCAGGUGCAACAACAAACACAAUGAUAAAUUAUUCACUAUAGGGACAUUCUUAUGUUACUCGUUUAUUAUGGAAUCAAUUGCAGUUACUGUUGUACGUUUGUGCUUAUUAAUUAUAUCACUGGUACAUGUACAUCUCUUCAGAAUUUAUUCCAAUUUCCUCCUGUCAAAAUAAGUUACUUUUUGUGUGACCCGUGUUUAUCUUUAAAGUGGAUUAUAACUCUGG
This is a messenger RNA of Halichondria panicea, 1345 nucleotides long. RefSeq names its product protein SEC13 homolog. The record is from RefSeq and is a predicted model, not a curated record. Gene Ontology annotation, cellular component: COPII vesicle coat; nuclear pore outer ring. The transcript has 12 exons. The coding region runs from base 202 to 1146 and encodes 314 amino acids. Gene Ontology annotation, biological process: COPII-coated vesicle budding; protein import into nucleus; positive regulation of TOR signaling. NCBI's taxonomy places the organism in Eukaryota, Metazoa, Porifera, Demospongiae, Suberitida, Halichondriidae. Gene Ontology annotation, molecular function: structural molecule activity; protein binding.